This is a messenger RNA of Brachypodium distachyon (stiff brome), 1698 nucleotides long. Its product is annotated as adenylate isopentenyltransferase 5, chloroplastic. The coding region runs from base 87 to 1160 and encodes 357 amino acids. Gene Ontology annotation, molecular function: tRNA dimethylallyltransferase activity. Lineage: Eukaryota; Viridiplantae; Streptophyta; Magnoliopsida; Poales; Poaceae. Gene Ontology annotation, cellular component: mitochondrion. The transcript has a single exon. Gene Ontology annotation, biological process: tRNA modification; cytokinin biosynthetic process. The record is from RefSeq and is a predicted model, not a curated record.
GCAAGAAAACGUCUUGACCAAAGUCAUUGAGCGAGCGAAGCGGUUAAGUGAGUAACCAGCAAACUCAAACACAUCACAAAACCACCAUGUCACUCUACUUAGCGCCGGCCACGGCAGCCGCUGCCGCCGCCGUCGCCACCGCAGCAGUCGCCACUUUCCCAAGGAGGCUCGUCCUGCCGCCUUCGAUCGACAUCAGGCGGCACCACCCGGAGCUCCGCGAAACCAUGUCGCCGCCGCCGCCGUUGCCGCCGCCGCUUCUAGGCGGCAGCAGCAGGCGGAUGCCGGCGGGCGCGAAGCACAAGGCCGUGGUGGUUCUGGGCGCGACGGGGACCGGCAAGACCCGGCUCGCCGUGGACCUCGCCCUGCGGUUCGGCGGCGAGGUGAUCAACUCGGACAAGAUCCAGCUCUACGCGGGGCUCGACGUGGCCACCAACAAGGCCGGCGCCGAGGAGCGCGCCGGGGUGCCGCACCACCUGCUGGGCGUCGUGCCGCGCCCGGACGCCGAAUUCACGCCCGCCGACUUCCGCCGCGAGGCGCGCCGCGCCGCGGACGCGGUCACCGCGCGCGGCCGGGUGCCCGUCGUGGCGGGGGGAUCCAACUCCUACGUGGAGGCGCUCGUGGGGGACAGGGAAUUUGGGGAGAGAUACGAGUGCUGCUUCCUCUGGGUGGACGUCCAGCUCCCGGUCCUCCACGGCUUCGUGGGACGCCGCGUCGACGACAUGCUCCGCCGCGGGCUCCUGGAGGAAGUGGCCGCCGCGUUCGACCGGCAACGCAUGGACUACUCGCGUGGCAUCUGGCGUGCCAUUGGCGUCCCGGAGCUGGACGCGUACCUGCGCUGCGGUGGAGAAGAAGGGGAGAGGGAGAGGCUGCUGGGCAUUGCCGUGGAGGAGAUCAAGAGCAACACGAGGCGGCUGUCGUGCAGGCAGCGUGGCAAGAUCCAGCGGCUGGCGAGGCUGUGGGCGCCGCGCGUGGCGCGCGUGGACGCCACGGACGCGUUCCGGCUGCGGGGCGCCGCGGCCGACCAGGCCUGGGACCGGCUCGUCGCCGCGCCCUGCGCCGACGCCGUGCGCGCGUUCCUGCUGCACGAUCAUCGGCAUCUCGCCGCGGUUCAGAACUUCAACGUCUUCGCUCCUCCGGCUGCUGCCGCCGCCGUCGUGUGAUUCAUUGGUCCAGCGCCGUAAUUAAUUAAUUAAUUGAUUGAUUAAUUAACACUCAGAAUGACACGUGGACGUGAACUGUGGAGCUGCCCAAUGGUUGGAGGCACCGUAGACCGUAUGAGAGGAUUAAGAAUUUCAUCAAGAUUUGGGAGAAGACUUGCUGAUCGCGUAGGAAAGCUGUCGAUCGUGGCUUGUUUGGGACACAACACCGGCCGGAAUCUUACACAGAAAAUGGCGCGAUAUACAUAUAACUCUGAAUUUCCAAGCAGAGUCUAGAUGGAACAGUGGUAUCAUCUAUGAAUAGUACUACUAGUAUUGCUAUAACCGGUGACUAGGUAGUCAGCUCUGAGUGGGACACCUGCAUUUGCAUUAUUUUUUUGCUCUUCUCUAAAUGUUUCUGGUGCUGGCACGGGCCAAUAUAUGUUUAUUGUAUUCUUGUUCGUGCUACCUUUUUUGUUGUAUUUACGACAGAAAGAGAGGAUGAUUGUACAUAAAACUACGUUUCAAUCUCUAAUUAGAUCUUCAUUGGGCUAAAACUUUA